Molecule: messenger RNA, 96 nt
Organism: Haemonchus placei
Lineage: Eukaryota; Metazoa; Nematoda; Chromadorea; Rhabditida; Trichostrongylidae
Source: the annotation of a GenBank genome assembly
AUGCAAACAACCAUUGCUGCAAAGGCCAUAACGAAGCAGAACGCCACUAUAACGCAUAAUAUUGCUCCGAUGACCAUCGCAACAGGCCCCGGCUAA